Molecule: messenger RNA, 355 nt
Organism: Linum tenue
Lineage: Eukaryota; Viridiplantae; Streptophyta; Magnoliopsida; Malpighiales; Linaceae
Source: the annotation of a GenBank genome assembly
CGCUGCAGAAAACCAGAGAAACGCUGGCUUUCCAAUCACUUCUCCCUCCAUCUCCCCACUUCUCGGCCUCCGCGGUUCCCUUCUCCGUUUUCGUUUUCUAACCUUCUCCAUCUAUCUUCUUCGCCCCAGUUAUUCCGAUCUUCCUCCGCCUUCUCCUUUCAUUUCCGAACACGACAAGUAGAAGGCAAGGAAGAGGCGAAGCAACGAUCUAGGAAAACCCGGCCACUGUCGCCGGCGUUAGCGGCGACGAUGGAGGCGAAGUUCUGCCCUCGAUCGAGGGAAAAAGGAGGAAAGCCGCCAGCAACUCUUCUUCUCACCGACGACUGAGGAGCAGCCUGGCGGCGGUGAGUUACGG